Molecule: messenger RNA, 900 nt
Organism: Schizosaccharomyces osmophilus
Lineage: Eukaryota; Fungi; Ascomycota; Schizosaccharomycetes; Schizosaccharomycetales; Schizosaccharomycetaceae
Exons: 1
Coding region: 1-900 (299 amino acids)
Source: RefSeq, a predicted model, not a curated record
AUGCUACUCUCGAUUUGCAUUUUGGCCUUCGCAGUAUGCUUUUCGUAUGCAAUAAAUGCGACAGUAUAUGAUCCAUUGUCUUUAGCAAUCAAUAAGAAUGCCAGUGCAAGGAGUGCUAAUUACCCAUUUUAUAUCCAAGCUUUUCCAUACGAUUUCAACUGCCAUGGUAACCUCUCGUUCCUUCAAAGUCCUCCUCCUAUUGACGGACAAGGAGUCUAUUCGAGUAUGAAUAAUGUCAGCUCGUUUUUGACGGUUCCUGCGGAUAAUACCAGUGUCACCUGUGUGUACACAGGAUACGACAAAAGGACAUGCUAUUCGGGAGAUUCUCCAAAAUGCUUUAGUAUAUCAAGCAGUAUAAACAACGUAGAUGUUUCCAUGAAUGAUUCUUCCCAUGUACUCGAUGUGGACAAUGGGUUUCACGUCGUGUACACCGAGAGUUACUAUAUAAUUACCCCACAAACCACGUAUGCAUAUGUUAAUGAAAGCCUCGAAAAACCUAAACACGAUCCGUAUGCAAUAUAUAGAAUCUAUUUGUAUUCUUGUGACGGUAAUCAAACGUGUAUGUUUGAUUACUUGAGUGGGGCCUUAACCAGAGAUAAACAGAGAUGUGGUCGAGAGUAUUCUAUUAAAAAUAGACACUUUGAAAAUAAAGAAAAAUUUGUAGCUUAUUUUGACGCACAGCGACAAAAUACUGCAAGACAGACGAGUCUGUCUUUUAUCCCCCCAAAGUUCAAGGCGAUUUCUAAUGGGCAAGCAGUGACCCAAAUUGAGUUGGAGUCAUCCAUAAAUUAUGUCGAUUCUGGCAUAGAUUGUAUCUCUUCAUCUACCUCUGUUCGCAUGAAAUAUGGGCCGCUGUGCAUUUGCUUAGCUUUUGGAUUGAUAAUGUCGAUUUUUUCAUAA